AUGGAGAAAUGCAAGCUCCGAGCCAACUCAGCAGUAUAUUGGGUAGGCAUGUACAAAGACAUAGAAAAGACAGUUUCUACAUGCUACAUCUGUCAAAAGUACAGAAACUCACAACAAAAGGAGGAAAUGAUAUCUAGUGACAUCCCAAGAAGGCCAUGGCAAACUAUUGGAGUAGAUCUGUUCACAGAAAGCCAAGAAUCGUAUUUGAUAAUGGCCUGCUACUACUCCAAAUUUCCAUUUGUGAGAAAAAUGAAAGACCCGAGAGCCAAAACAAUCACUGCAGGGGCUCGAGGACUUCUAGCAGAGCAACGAAUACCAGAGCAGAUCAUAUGUGACAAUGGAACCCAGUUCACAUCGCAAGAAUUCAAAAAGCUAGCCGAUGAGUAUGGGUUCAAUAUUACAACCUCAUCUCCACACUACCCCAAAGGUCAUGGGUUUAUAGAAAAACAGGUGCAGACAGUGAAGAGAACAGUAGUCAAAUGCCGAGAGAUUAAGGAAGACUCACACCUGGCACUUCUGUCCCUACGAGUGAUACCACUGAGAGCUGACAUGAAAUCCCCAGCAGAAUUGCUGAAUGGUAGGAAGUACAAAACUACCCCGCCAACUAAGAUCCAGCCUCCUAUUGACCAGGAAGAGACAAGGGCAAAGCUAGCAGCCACUCAAGAACAAUCACAGAAAUAUUACAACAAACAUGCACAAUACUUACCUGAGAUACUUGGAGGACAACAUGUCCAUACUCAAGAUCCCAUAACUAAAACAUGGAUCCCAGCACAGGUUGUCAGUAGAGCUGAAAAUCCAAGAUCGUAUAUAAUAGAAACGGAAUCUGGUAGGCAGCUGAGACGCAACAGGGCCCACAUCCGCCCAACACCAAAGCUGUCGCGGACAACAUGUACAACACCUGCUGCAUUAGUGACAACAUCCACAGAAUCAUCACCCCAACGGGCACCAACCACCCAUCAGCAGUCCAACAACACACCUCAGACACCGGUGCGAAGCACAAUCCACCAGAUGGCGAAAGAACAUCCUGCCACCGGUUCGAUACCGUUUAUGGCUUAG
This is a messenger RNA of Octopus sinensis (East Asian common octopus), 1056 nucleotides long. RefSeq lists its product as uncharacterized. The transcript has a single exon. NCBI's taxonomy places the organism in Eukaryota, Metazoa, Mollusca, Cephalopoda, Octopoda, Octopodidae. Gene Ontology annotation, biological process: DNA integration. Gene Ontology annotation, molecular function: nucleic acid binding. The record is from RefSeq and is a predicted model, not a curated record. The coding region runs from base 1 to 1056 and encodes 351 amino acids.